AACCAUUUUCAGAAUUCCAGCUUGACACGCGAACCCACAACAAGACUUCCCUCUGCGCGAUCAUGCUCAGCCAGAACCAUGAUUUGGCGACUCACGACCUCGCAGCUCGUAAGAUGAAACCAAGCCAGAUGGUCUGGAUGAGCUAACAUAAUGCGGGCAGAGGUAGCAGCCAUAGAUAUCGACGAGAGCCAAAACCCAAGCAGUGCAAACGCAAACGCCUUUGCAGCAUGGAACGGCGAGCCGCCUCCCACUCCCAAGCUGAAGAGCAAUGGGAUUAUCGCGAUUGAUAUCACAGGACAGUUCUCCCAUGCUGCCCAACGUAAGCAGCGAAAUCCCAAUUUAUGUUUGCACGAUCACGUGCUUAUUUAUGCCUUUUACAGAACUGGAACUUGGAGAGCUCAUCAAAGAUCCGUUCUUUACUCUUUUUGAGUCGGUUGGGGCACUAGAGGUGAGAUUUUAUCGGGGUUGGGCUAUGAGAGAGAUAGUCACUAAAGGUCAAUAGAUUAUGGAUCCGAAAAUGGAUAGUGGUUAUUUGGAGCCCGGCGAGACGAUGGAAGACGACUAUGAUUUCAGUCAACCAUUACUUCCCGAAGAAAUCAUUGGGAUCAUCGAUCAACUUCUUUGCCAUGAGGUGAGUUUCCGCGGGUUCCGUAUGGAAGUUCAGAGCUAAUAUCGUAGGUCGCCUGGCAUAUCGGUCAUCCUUUAGGUCAAACCAUCUUCACCAGUUUAUACAUCGACAGAAUCCUGGAUCCCUGCCCUACACAGAUCAACCAGACAUUCUUUGAUAGAAGUGAAACUAGUGAGGAUGAGUCGCUAAAUUUCCAGAUUCUCCGGGCAUACUGCCUAGGUCUUAUCAAGACCUGUAGUUAUGUCAAUGAGGGAGUCAAAGCGGAGCAUUACUAUGAGGUAGGCCAUAAUCACCCGAUGAAAAAAACAUUACAUUAAACUACUUCGUAGGAAGAGGAUUUUGCUACUCACACUUUCAACAGAAGCCUGCUUGAAAACAUUGGCAAAGAUGAGAUUCUCCAGCUUCUCGGAGAUACAGAAGAGCAGCUAUCUGGGUCUACGGAGAUGUCAACAGAAAUCAAAGAUGCUCUGAUUUGUAGGGUCAGCUUUAGGAAGAAAUUCUUGAUGGCCGUUGAAGAUGUGAAUUCCAGAGACUCGAUGGAGAGCAUCAAAGAACAUUGGUCUGGUCUGCAAACUCUCCUACCAACUCUCAAAUCAUCAGCGACAUUGGGAAAACCAGUUCCUGGGACUUUUAGUGUUAAAAUACAACGCAAGUUGGCCAGUACUGUCCCUCCGCGUCCUAUAGUUGAGAUAAGCUGGGAAGCCACCUGUGAACAUUUGGAAAGACUCUGCCGGGAUGGCUCUAUUGCUGCAGAGGUUUUGAAAUAUUACGAUUCACAUAGUCUCAUGGUAAGUCACAUCCAUUUUCAGCGUUACCAGACCCAUCUUGAUAUGAACUAAUUAAGAUAGACCUUUGUCUCCUUGUUUCAAGCACGAAAACCUCAGCCGUCAGUCUACGUUCGUACUUUACUUCAACACUACAUAUUCGCAGAUAUGAUCAUUCUGGGAUCCAUUUCAAUUCGCCAAGUUCUCGACGAUGAUUUAUCGAGCACUGUGCUUCCAGCAAACAUACUUCUUGAUCGCGGAAAUGAUGAGGUAGAAGUACCUACCGAUCCUCGUUUCAUGAUGGCAGCCCAAAUGGAAAGCUUCCGUUCUCAAGCUGCUAGAUCAUACCUGGAUAUUCUCCGCACCAUUUGCCAAAAUCGAUGUCGUAUCAGACGUACGCUCUGCCGCCUUGUUGCAGAUUGGGAGGUUCUCCAACACGAUGCCGAAGAGAUGGAUGUGGAUCUUCGCCAAUACACUCGGGAGGAGUCCAUCAAUGAUCCCGACAUCUCGAGUGAGCCAAUAUACUCAUUUCCUCUAUCAUCAUGGGCAUACUUUUACAAACUUCGACAAAUGGAGUGGCUAGUUCAAAUGGGAUUUGAGCUUGAGAUCUAUCAAUCAGAUGAACUCGCAACAAUGUACUGGUACCUGCAAUACAUCGCUAAAACACGAGCUCGUCAUCUCGAGCGAAUUAGGGGUUUUACUUUCAGAGCCUCUCGCCGAAAUCGCGUUCCUGAGAAGCAGACAGAGGUCAUAAAUGCUUUGUCUUUCAUCAACUACUCCACCUUGGAAGCUACCGCCACGUACGGAUUUGCAGAUGCAUUAUCGUGUCUGUUCACCGUACUUAAUCGACUUUCCCUCAUCAAAAAACCCGACCUUCCAUAUAGUAACGAUCUCCAAAGAUACGAAGUCCGAAUGAAACCGUUCCAACUCAUCGGCCUCCCUGAACUUGUCUCCCACGAUGAACUCUCCAAAGUUGUAGCACAACCCGAAGAAUCCACCAUGGACCUCCUCAAAUACGCCUCUGAAUCCGCGCUAGCAGCCAAGAAGGGCUUUGAGAUCAUCAGCAAGUUGAAUGCUAAGGAUGCGUAUUGUCAGGGUUCUUAUGAUAGUUGGUUAAAGAACGUUAAGGAUUGUUUGAAGGCUUGCAUCUUUACGGGCAUUUCGAUUGCGGCGGUUAAGAAGGCGGUGGUGGGAAUGAAGGAUGGUGGAGAUGUGGGGAUUAAGGUUGAGAUUCCUGAGAUUGGGAAGGGGUAUCAUGAGUGGUGGAUUGUGCCUAAGGUUGUGCCUACUUCUUGAUGUUUCUUCGUUGGCUUAUUCUAGGAAGAUGGGUGAGGGAUAGUGCGGUGAUAUCUAGCCUGUGUGGUUCUUGAAAUUAAGAUCGUCUUU
Hymenoscyphus albidus is the source of this 2778-nucleotide messenger RNA. NCBI's taxonomy places the organism in Eukaryota, Fungi, Ascomycota, Leotiomycetes, Helotiales, Helotiaceae. The record is from the annotation of a GenBank genome assembly.